GUUUGUGUGUAUAAGAUGUUUGCUUUUCUGGGACAAAAUCAACUAGCAUAAUUGGAAUGGCAACUUUUCUAGUAAUGGCAAGUUGGUGCUAAGGACUUACUAUUUUGAAAAAAACAAGAUACGAAAAUUUCCAACUUUUUCACAGUUACCAUUUUUAAACUAUCAGUAAUAUUUAUCUUUACAGAUUAUAUUUUCUUGGGCUCAUCCCAAUGUAGUUUACCUUUAGGUCUGUAUCCAAAGAGCCUUCCUUUUACAUAAACUCUAGCCUUUUCCCACAUUAAUUUCUUAGAAGAACCAGGUAAAAACACUAAGUUGCAGUUUUAGGUAUCUUGUCUGUUUCUUUUACAUUUAUAAUCUUGGCAACCAUUUAAUAUUGUGGACUUUCUAAUCCUUUCAUAAUAAUAUAUUUCUGCAGUUAGAUUACAUACUCCCUCAACUUGUGUUUCUGUUUGUCUUUCUACUUUUUCUCUUACUUUAAAAUCGUAGUCUUUACAAGAGAUUUUUGAUGUCAGAUGUUAAUUAUAUAAUUUAGCGCAGCUUGGUUGUUCUUUUGUAGAGUGAGGUGACCAUUUCAUAUUCUGUCCCCUUAACUCCAGGGGUGUUUUAAAUUAUUUAGGAUAAAGAAUUGCUAUAACAUUUUUUUAAGUUACAUGACUCAGAUAUAUUUGGAUUAACUCUUUGUUGGCAAAUUUAAUAUGAAUUAUUCCCUUUGACAAGUACUUCUAAGUUCCAUUUUAAUCAGAUCUCUGUACAUUCAUGAUAAAAAUCUCUUUUAAAAUAACCCAAUAAAAGAGAUUCUAAUUUUGUACUUGGAAGGUAAUUUUUCAUUUUUACACAUUUCAACUUCAUUAACAGUAGGAUUAUUUUUAUAUUGCUUAUUUUAUAGAGUUGACAGUAUAAUUUUUGCAUUUUAUUGUGUGUUAUAUUUUAAGUUAUAGUAACAUACUAUAACUUGUUUAAGUCAGUGCAAAGCCUUCUUACGUAGUCCCUCCUUUAGGAAUUGGCUUAAAAAGAAGUGAAUCCCAAACCUGUGUCAAGAACGAGUGGUUUUAAGUAACUGUGAGACAAGUCUUUGAAAGACUUUCUUGAGUCUAGUCAGUGGAAAUGAUAGCCCAAUUCCAUGCUGCAUAUUGUUAGGGUUUUUAAAGUUGUUGGUAUGUAAAAGUGCAUAAAAGAUGAUGUAAAGUUGCCUAUAAAAUUUGUAUUUUUCAUUGUUUGCACUAUUUAUCUUUGCACUUGAUUUUUUGAAAGUUAAGACUAGUCACUUUCACUUUUGUUUCUAGUCUUUUCUAAUUUCUUGCAAAAUUGUUUUCAAUAUCCCUCCCAAAGCAAAAUGUAUAUGCAAUUAAAUAUACUUUUUAAAGCCAAGAAAAUAUUUAAUCUUAGCUAUGUAAUACAGAAAUUUGUUUUGAUAAAGAUUUUAAUAAGGCCCUUGAUUUGCCAAUAAAAUCCUUUGUAAAUGUGAGCUUUAUUAAACAUUUUAAAUAAAGUAAAAGCUUAGGAUAGUCUUAUCUUUGAGAGCUGACUUCCAGCCUCAGAUAACCUGGUUUUGGAAUAUUGGUCUGUUUCUACUUUAGUUAAUGAGAUCUGAGUCUUACUGGGUACAUGCUUAAAAAAGUGGAAGUGAAGUAGGUGGCAAGUAGCAUCUGCAUGUUUCAUAUAGUUUUUUCAUGAUGUUCAUAUUGUUUCCUCAUGGUCUAUGUGAUAUAAUUGGUAUUGAAAUAAUUGAUUAAAUGACUGUUGCUUUUUGGAAUUCAGGAUUGACUCUUUUUUGAGAGAGGGGGUGCAGCAAGGGAUAAGAGACUUUAUUUUAACCAGAGGCAGUCUUAUAACCUCAAAGAUGUUCUCUGAAAGAAAAGAACAAAAAAUGUACCUGUAAGCCUAUUUUUUUUUAAUUUAAUUUUUUUCUUUUUGAGACAGGGUCUCUCUGUGCAGUUUAGGCUGGCCUUGAGCUCACUUUGUAGCCUAGGCUGGUCUCGAACUCAAACGAUCCUCCUGCCUCAGCCUCCUGAGUGCUGGGUGUAAGCCUAUUUUUUUGUGUUAGGUUGUAUAACAGUAUUUAUAAUUGCAAAAAAGAGAAGAUUUGACAGUUUUGUCAAUUGAACAGAGAGAUGUGUUUGGGGUUAAAUUGUUUUUUGUAAGUUAUUUCAUUUAAUAUUCCUUUUCCCAUCAUUUUUGCAUUCUUAAAAGCAACAAGUGAGAGGCCUCUUUCAGUUCUGACAUAUUUUCAGAAUGCCCAAAUGUGUUUCUGGGGAGGAGGGUGGUGUUUUAAUUCUUGACAUGCUCCUUUCAGCAUACUUUGCUAAUCAUUCUGGAUCAUAUAUUGAAAAAUUGUGUUGAAAAUUUGAUGGUAUAUUUAAAAUAAGAAUGUCCUCUAUAUCAUGGUAUGAAUGUUUUGUGGCCAGAUUCUGUUGUGGAACUCAGAGCUUUGUUUUUAAUUUGACUAGAAAAUUUAACUUCCAUUGUCUAGAUUUCGCUGUUUGUAGUUGUCUAACUAUGAAUCAGUUUGGAGGAAUAAAGGUUAACAGAUAUGGAUUUGACUCUACAUAAUCCUCUAUAAAUCAUAAGUUAAAGGCUCACAUCAUUAGUGUUACCUAAUUUUUGUGUUGUCAGGUCUUAUAUGGAUGAUAUAUUCAGUAUUAUAUCUAUGAAUUUCCUUUAGGAAAAGAGAGAAAUUGAGUCUCUAAACUUUUUCUUGGAGACUAAAUUUACCACAUAUGGAAAAUUAGUGGCUUUAUUUUUAGAUGACGUUUAACCAGCUUAAUUAAUUCUUUUUUCUAGUUUGAAAUACUUAUUUCCCAACUGUGAAUGAAGGGAGAGAUAAAUAUUUGCCUCUCUCAACUCUUUUUGGAGGCUGUUUUUCAUUUUCUGCCCCCAAUUUCCAAUCAUAGUAUAAAAUGAAUUACGGGUACCCCUCUAAAUCCCUGUAAUCCUUUUUGGGGAUCACAGAUACCUUUGAUAAUCUGACAAAAGUGAUGGACCCUCUACCAGGAAAAAAAAAUGCACAUACACAGAUAAUUUUGCAUACAACCUCAGGGGCAUCACACAUCUUCUGAAACCUAAGUUAAGGAUCUAUGCUCCAAGUAAAUUCUGUAGAGAAAAUUCUAAUGCAAUUAUUUGGUAAAAUUAGGAACUGUUGACUUGUAUUGCAGUUAUUAGAUGGUGGCCCCUACUAGCAAAAUGUGACAUUGCAGCCAGCUUUGUUAGACAUUGUAACAUCCAGACAGAAAGGAAAAAGAAGCAAGGUUCUGAGAGCUACUUAAAAGGAGUCAGGGCAUCUCUAGAUGUGGGAGCCGUUUUUGGUUCAAGGCAGGGGUCGGGGUGCCUGACAACUUCUAGCAGGGUAGAGUUUGAUAAACCACAAUGCUCAGGAUGCCAAGGGGUUAGCCAUUAUCUUAACCCCUUCCUCACCAAAAGAUUUUAGUUUUGUCUAUUGGGAAACAAAAUGUCACUAGGGAAAAAAGAUUUGCCUUACAACUGCUGGAACACAUCAGUGUGAUGAUGUAUGUAUGGGACACUAGUAUUAUUUUUGAGAAGGUGCAUAAAACCAAAGUAAAUUAUUCUCUAUAUAGAACAUUAUUUACUAGAAAUAUUUGUUUGAGUAAAUUAGCUUUUGUCAAUUUUUACCAGUAACUUGAUUUUAUUUGAAACUGGGAAUCUAGUUUAUAAAUAGGAUAGUUGAUAUAUCCGUUCUUUCCCCCAUGUAAAGGAUAGUUUAAAGAUUUAUGCAUACUUUUUACUUUCUUGAUGCCAUGGGAUAGGGUGGGGGUUGGGGGUAUCUUUGAGUCAACAACUGACAAAAUGUCAAAUUUAGUCAAAUUUAAAAAUCAAGAAGCAGCACUUUAAGUCUAACUCUACACCAUUUUAGUGCAUGUGUUAGUUUUAAUAAUGAUUUUUGGUGCAUGCCUUUGGGCUUAUUCAAAAGUGUACAAUAGGAAAGUAUAUUUCCUUUCUUAGAAAGGAGAUGUUUUUCUACUUUGCAACAUGUGAUUACAAAAAUCUUCCUCUGUGGGAAGAUUAACCAUGUAUUGAACUACUGAGAAGUAUAUAUUUUUAGAUAUACAGAAGGAAUCUACAUGGAGCAGCAUUCAGACCUAUAUAGAAGUCAUAGCAUUCUGUAUAGGACCAAAAAGGAAGUAACAUUAAACACUUAAACAGACCUUGUUGGGUAGAAAUACCUUAGAUCUUGCAUUGACUUCCCAAAAGAAUAUGCCACAGAAGUUUGUUGAAACUUUUGUUGUUUGAAUUUUCUCUGUCAGUAUAUUUAACCCAAAUAUAACAACAGCUUUGGGUUAGCACAUAUGUAAGAAUCAAAAACAACUAAAUAGAUCAGUCUGGUUUGUCAAUCCAGCUUGACUGAAAUAAGUACACUAAUCACUUGCAACAUGAAAAACUGUCCAACUCCUCUAAGGUUUUGACAAAAUAACCUUGGCUGAUGUGGGAAGACUCCCACUUUGAUUUCUGACCUGACAGUGAAGAUUCAUGCUUGACAUGAUUUCAAACCUGACAGUGUCUGUUUAGGGAGCCAUGGUACAGUUUGCUAAUUCAAUCCCAGAUACCUGUUGAUUACCUGUGAGAUCUAGAGUCCAAAGUAGCCAGCAGCCAUAUCCCUGAGUGCUCUGCCCAUCAGAUAAAGUAAGCAGGGUUGGGACAGGUCACAGCUUGGAUGAUUGACCUCAGGUGCUGUAGACAGCCUCAGAUUCAAGAAUUGUAUAUGCAUUCUUGGGAGUUGUCACUGAACUAAUGUCCCACACUGUGUUACUUAACAUAGAUGCUCUCUCUUGGUGGAGGCCCAGAGCACGCAUGCGAAUUGCUUGUGGUACUCAGAGAGGGGGUGCUAACUCUGAUGCCCUGGCCAAAUUCCAGUUUAGGGAUGUGGGUCUUCUUGUCAUUCUAAUUGGAAAUGUGCAUCACUUCCCAUUUUUCCUGUUGAUCUCAAUGCAAACUACACUAGUCUGUUUCUUUGCCCUGGUCCCAAAGUCUCUAAGAUACUGGUGUGUAUUAUAUGGGCCAAAUUCAUGCCUUAUCCCAAUGCACAAGAGUUGAGGAGUAAGUGAGCUGGGUCAGCAUGCACUGUGAUUGGAGGAUGAACUCUUGUGAUGCUAAGGGGAUGAAAUUGGCUCUCUUUUAGCAUAAUUUAGGGAAUGUGCACUGGCAGGAGGCUUCCAGCCAUGAGGUAUGAGCUGAAACCAAUUUUCCCUCUUUUCUUAUAGAAUGAUGAGGAAAUCUGUUGGGUUUUCAGCGGUCAGGGAAGGCCGGAGUUCUGCAGCUUUAAUCUGGGUAACUGAGGCUGGUUUGAGCAAGACUUUGGUUAAUUAAUUAGGUUCUCAGAUGCCACAGACUCCGUGAGAAGUCACCAUUAUUUUCAAUGGUUGUGAUAGAAUUUCCCCCUAGUAGCCAUUAUUUUAAGAUUAUAUUGCAGAGUUGCUUUAUUUUGAGCUUUUCGUGUAUACACAAUCCCAAACUGGAAGAAAUUUUUAAAAAGGAAUCCUGCUGUGAAAGGUAUAUAUUACUCUAGAUUUUUCUUACUGUAAAUAUUGUAAGAUUGUAAUACUGUCAAUAUUUUAUUAACCAACAAAUGUUAAUCUAUGUGAAUUCAAACUUAUUUUAAUGUGCUUCUUAUUUACUGUGUGUGGUCCCUGUUGCUGACAGUAUUGAGUUAUAUUCUGAUGUAAGAUUAACUUUAUUAAAGAAUGUAAACAUUAAUGUUUCCUUAUGGGAAAACAAAUAAAGUAUAAAGAAGACAAUUCUUUUCAUUGAAAUAUACUGUGUAUUUACACUUGCUAGACCCAGCACCACUUAUGAAUUUAGUAUACUGUUCAGAAUUUUAGUUAACACAGCUGACAUGAUUGUGCUCUUUUUGAAAGUCUAAGAGUAGGUAUUGUUGGAAUAUAAACAGUUUGUAUUUGUCUGCUGUGAAUCAUCAUCUUGAAAUUUCUAAUGAAGUUUGUAAAAUUUUUAUAGUAAAACAUUUUAAUGACAAUUUAAAAAUUUAUCUUCUCUAAAGAAUGGUCAAAACAAUAUCCUUUCAGAAAUAGAAUUGUUCUUUAAUAUCUUUCCAAAGUGACUUUGGUUAAAUGGACCAGAUGUACAUUCGUUAAAAUUUAGGAUGAAGUUGUUGAUAUUCUUUGAGUUUACAAGUUAAUCCUCAUUGGAGAUGUGCCAAUAUAUAGUAGAAUAUCAUUAAUUUGCACUGUUUGGGGACCCCAUUCAAGAAUGUUGAAUUUUGCCAACUAAAAAGUAAGCAAAUGCAAUUUAAAAAGUAAAUUUGAGCAUUCUGUAUUAAAUAUGUGCAGUUAUUAUCACAUGAAGAAGCGCAGUGUGUUGGGCUGUAAUAUAACCAUAUUUGCUGUCAUGUUCUCCCAUCUCAGUGCUGGGAACUCACCAUGUGGAAACCAAGCAAACGUGUUGUGCAUCAGCCGGCUUGAGUUUGUUCAAUAUCAAAAGCUGAAACUAGCGAGGUCUGCUGUACUGCUUAUUGAAGUAUUGUGAUUCUUUUAGGCAUUGAUUCUUACAAAAUAUAUACUGUAACAGUAUACUUUGUACAGAUUUAAAUUUUAUUUGAAAAAAUGAAAUAAAGUAGGCAAAAAAAUAAAGAUGUUUAUUUUUCAUGUGACUAUAUAAA
Messenger RNA from Cavia porcellus (domestic guinea pig), 6625 nucleotides. It is a transcript of the gene Igip, whose product is annotated as IgA inducing protein. Bases 6289 to 6492 code for a protein of 67 amino acids. NCBI's taxonomy places the organism in Eukaryota, Metazoa, Chordata, Mammalia, Rodentia, Caviidae. The record is from RefSeq and is a predicted model, not a curated record. The transcript has a single exon.